Messenger RNA from Stereum hirsutum FP-91666 SS1, 1431 nucleotides. RefSeq names its product Six-hairpin glycosidase. Bases 188 to 1369 code for a protein of 393 amino acids. The transcript has 6 exons. Gene Ontology annotation, biological process: carbohydrate metabolic process. Lineage: Eukaryota; Fungi; Basidiomycota; Agaricomycetes; Russulales; Stereaceae. The record is from RefSeq and is a predicted model, not a curated record.
GAUUUAUUAAGAUAUACUCACGCCAGCGAUCUUCGAUAGUAUAUAAAGUCUCAGAGCUGAGACAGGCAUAAGACACCUGCCCCUCUGCGUCAGCCUUGGCUUUUUCUCGGAGGUCUUACUCCGAGUUCCCCUAUUUGACCGCACGACUGGGCCUUAUAACCUCCACCGUCCGGACAACUCUCAGGAAAUGUGGUCCUCACUCUCGCUUUUGGGUCUCGCAGCUUGCUCCAGUAUUUGCAGUGCCACAUCCAUAUCGUCGCCAUUGGCUCUCUAUGGGAGGCACACGGCAGGUCUCAGCGCGGACAAGCUUGCGAAAAUCCGCGAUAACGCAUAUGCCGUAACCAACCAGAGUUGGGAAUACGGCACGCUCCUAGAAGCCUUGACAGAACUCGAAUGGCCCUCCCUCUCUGUAUUUGCUGGAAAGGCCGUGAACACAGAGUCAUUAAAUUCUUGGUCACCAAUUGCGACCGAUGUCGUGACACUCGCGACUCAGAUCGUCAAUAAUAAGACUCACAGUGAACUUCCUCUCAUCGAUGGGGCCGGUGCCACUGGAGACCCAGCCAGCAUCGGCAUUGCUGUUCUACUAACCAAUUGGACGCUCCCCCGAUGGUCGGAUGAUAAGGAGUUCGCAGUCGCAGCCGAGGAGCAGCUAUACUAUUUAUUAAAUGUGGCGCCCAGAGGUGACAAUGGGGCGAUAUCUCAGAGAGUGAGCCAGGUUCAGCUCUGGUCCGAUGCGGUGUACAUGUUUCCUCCAUUCUUGGCUUACUACGGUGCACUUCAAAGCAACUUUUCGUUGCUAUACGAAUCCUACAAUCAAGUCAAGCUAUAUCGCGAGACGCUCCUCGACCCGAAUGGGACCGGACUCUGGAGACAUAUCGAGCUUGGAACGUCCAUCGACAACCACCUGUGGGGCACAGGCAAUGGCUGGGCGGCUAUGGGCAUGAUGCGCGUCCUACAGACUAUCGCAGAUAGUGAUUUCUCCGAGGAGCUGAGAAGCGAACAGGAUGACUUAGUAUGGUGGAUCGGCGAUUUGUUGGAUGCGACAUGGAAAUAUCAGGGAGAAAACGGCACACUUUUCAACUACGUAAACGACCCGAGUUCAAUCAGUGAUACUUCGACCACCGCCAUGAUAGCCUCAGCAACCUAUCGUUUCGCCACUUUCAACGACAACCGCAAGCACAUUGAAGCAGCCGACCAGGCGUAUCAGCUCGUCGUCGACAGCAUCAAUCAGGACGGCUGGCUACUCAACGCAGUCGACCCACUGUUGUGGAAUGUGCAUGAAACACCAGGGUCAUGGAGUCCGGAGGCACAGUCUUUCGUGUUACUCGUACAUGCGGCGUGGAGAGAUUUCCAUAAUGCUCGAGUAUGAAUUUCUGUGCCAGGUUUCGAGGAGUGUGAUGAAAUUAUUGUAAUUAAAAUGUGAUAUUUCUC